CGUGGUUCGAAUUCUAAAUUGGUUUCGGAAUCGUUCCUUCCGCGAAAGAGAAGAGAGAUUCGAGUUUCCGAUCGAAAGGAGAUCGUCCUUCACUCUGCAUUGAAUCUCACCUUGGAGUAAAAAGCCUUGGGAGAGAUCUGAUUCUCCCCUAAUUUCCAUUUCUAUGGCGAUUCGUCGCUCGAAGCUAUGCAUCGCAUUGUUCGCGCUCUCUUACGCCAUCUGCGUCUUCGCCGGGAAGAGCUACUACGAUGUGUUGCAAGUGCCGAAAGGUGCGUCUGAUGAACAGAUUAAGAGAGCUUACAGGAAACUCGCUUUGAAGUAUCAUCCCGAUAAGAAUCAAGGCAACGAAGAAGCCACUCGCAAAUUCGCCGAGAUCAACAACGCUUAUGAAGUGCUCUCGGAUGAGGAGAAGAGGGAGGUGUAUAACAGAUAUGGUGAAGAAGGGCUCAAACAGCAUGCUGCUAAUGGUGGACGUGGAGGUGGAGGAGGCAUGAAUAUGCAGGACAUCUUUAGCCAGUUUUUUGGUGGUGGUGGCUCGAUGGAGGAAGAAGAGAAGGUUGUCAAGGGUGAUGACGUGAUUGUGGAACUUGAGGCCACUCUAGAAGAUUUAUACAUGGGAGGCUCUAUGAAGGUAUGGAGGGAAAAGAAUGUAAUAAAACCAGCUCCUGGAAAGAGAAAUUGCAACUGCAGGGAUGAGGUUUAUCACAGGCAAAUUGGUCCUGGAAUGUUCCAACAGAUGACAGAGCAGGUCUGUGAUAAAUGCCCAAAUGUUAAGUUCGAACGCGAAGGAUACUUUGUCACAGUUGAUAUCGAGAAAGGGAUGAAAGACGGAGAAGAAGUGUCUUUCUACGAAGAUGGUGAACCCAUUCUCGACGGUGACCCUGGUGACCUUAAGUUCCGAAUCAAAACAGCACCACAUGCCCGGUUCAGGAGAGAUGGCAACGAUCUACACAUGAACGUCAACAUUACACUGGUUGAGGCGCUAGUUGGUUUUGAGAAAUCAUUCAAACACUUGGAUGAGCACGAAGUUGACAUCAGUUCGAAGGGAAUUACAAAGCCCAAGGAAGUGAAGAAGUUUAAAGGAGAAGGGAUGCCACUACACUAUAGCACAAAGAAAGGCAGCCUAUUUGUCACAUUUGAGGUCUUGUUUCCUUCUUCUCUCACCGAGGAUCAGAAGAAGAAGAUUAAAGAAGUCUUGGCUUAGUACUCUUCUCUUUAGAAGUUUGGGGGUUUAAAAGAGAACUUGUGGUGGUCCUUGAGAUGUAACAUGGCUAGGUUUUAAUAUAGUAAAAAGAAAGGAAGACAAAGAAGAAGGUGACAAAAGCCAAUAGGAGGUUUUGAUGGAAUUUGUCUUUUGCUUUUGUUGAUCAAAUGAGUGCAUAAUUAUGCUUUUUUACUCCUGUGAAUUCUAUUUCCAGUAGCCUU
Brassica oleracea var. oleracea is the source of this 1425-nucleotide messenger RNA. RefSeq names its product dnaJ protein ERDJ3B. The transcript is spliced from 10 exons. Gene Ontology annotation, cellular component: cytoplasm. Gene Ontology annotation, molecular function: Hsp70 protein binding. Gene Ontology annotation, biological process: protein refolding. NCBI's taxonomy places the organism in Eukaryota, Viridiplantae, Streptophyta, Magnoliopsida, Brassicales, Brassicaceae. The coding region runs from base 164 to 1204 and encodes 346 amino acids. The record is from RefSeq and is a predicted model, not a curated record.